Trichophyton benhamiae CBS 112371 is the source of this 1080-nucleotide messenger RNA. RefSeq lists its product as uncharacterized. NCBI's taxonomy places the organism in Eukaryota, Fungi, Ascomycota, Eurotiomycetes, Onygenales, Arthrodermataceae. The transcript has a single exon. Bases 1 to 1080 code for a protein of 359 amino acids. The record is from RefSeq and is a predicted model, not a curated record.
AUGAAGGCACACCAAGGCACACCAGCUAGAGCAGACACAAAACUCUUGCGGAAUUCAUGUGACACCUACAUACCAUCCUACUACAAUAAAGCUUCUGAAAAUGAUAUCGAUGCAUUAUUAGCCGAAGGAAAGGCUGCGGUAGUUUCCAACCAUGCUGGUACCUCUAGAGGUGACAAUACUACCCCCGUACCUCCAUAUGAGACCAGUAAUGGUUCCCUUCAGAUUCGUGGCGCAGCUUCAGCGCAACAGAGCUAUCGUAAGGGCAUCGAAGACAACUCUGAUAAUGCUUCAGCUUCUGAUGCCACAAUUCGGAACGUUGAACACAACAGGCCCGCUAUACCCUUGCCUGAGAAGCCUCCUGCACCGCAGCCGCCAUGCACUCCACCGCAUGGAAGUCUACAACAGCAUUCUUCCGGAGAGAUAAAAUCCUCUCCUACCUAUAACCAGCCUAUGCCACUGAUAUCGCCUAGUUUAAGCUCAGUACAAGGAGGGAAAGAGACCCCGCCCUCUACUACUCUCCCAAAUGAUCUCCAGAGCCUCUGUAUACCCCAACCAGAAUUCCAAAACCUGGAUCAACAAACUCAGCAAGAUAUCCAUUUAUGGUUACUGUUCACUGGGUAUUACGAUGAAGAAUAUCGUAUAGAGACAAUUUCACGCCGUCGUGAAAUAGUCGCCGUGCACGAAAAAUUGACAGAACUCAUGAAUGAGGAAUGCCGGAAAAGGCGAGCUUUUACUAAUAUAUCUAGCUCCAGGCUCUCACAGUCACUGUUUCCCUGCACGAUGUCCGCAGGAGCCCGGAGUGCCACGCCCUCCGACUUUUCAGCAAUGCGUUCUCGCACGGUUGAACUACCGGUUGAUAGUCCUGCCUCAAGGGCUCCAACACUCUCGGACGAGUGCCUCAAGGGUAAAGCUGAAAACACACCAAGUUUACAACCAACCAAUAACCGGGUCCAACCUUCACCGCUCAAGCGUAGCAACACCCCGCCCCCAGAAGAUAGCGACUGCCAACGGAAGGUUGCACGUUCCAACGAACAGACUUCCACUUCGAGUGAAUUCAAGAAACAAGGUUUGUUUACCUGA